Molecule: messenger RNA, 744 nt
Organism: Triticum turgidum subsp. durum (durum wheat)
Lineage: Eukaryota; Viridiplantae; Streptophyta; Magnoliopsida; Poales; Poaceae
Source: the annotation of a GenBank genome assembly
AUGAAGCUUCCUUGGAAGCAGCAGAAGAACGCGCACGUCCCGAAGUUCGGCAACUGGGACAACGACGGCAACGUCCCCUACACGCUCUACUUCGACAACGCGCGCAAGGGCAAGGGCGGCAAGCCCAUCAACCCCAACGACCCCGUCGAGAACCCCGAGGCCUUCUCCUCCUCUGUCGUCGCGCCGUCGCCGAACCGCUCCUUCGACCAGGGCAGGCCGGCUCUCCCUCCUGCCUCCCCGCCUCCCGCUCACCACCACGAGCGCCGGCCCAGCGACGCGCCGGCGGUCGCCCCGCCGCUGUCCCCGUACCACCGCAACGCCGGUGGCGAGCCGCCGAGAAGAGGCCCUGGCGGCGGACGGGCAGGCGGAGGCGGGUAUAGCGUGGAGCAGUCGCCGGGGCCGUCCCCGCUGCACCCGUACGGACAGUCGAGGGCCGAGUACUCCGAUGGCAGCGGCUACGGCCUCGUGGCCAACUCCGUGGACCGGUCCCGUGCCAGGGGCGCCUCGCGGGGCAACGAAACGCCGACGAGGGGGUCAGCGGUGCCCAAGUUCGGCGACUGGGACUCCAACCCGGCGUCGGCGGACGGCUACACGCACAUCUUCAACAAGGUGAGGGAGGAGAAGAGCACCCAGGCCAAGGCACCGGGGUUCGGCAAGGACAACGUCGCCUAUGGCAACGGCCGCAGGCAGCACGACGACGGCUACGUCUCCUCGAGUCGCUGGUGCUUUGGGUGGUGCAAGUAG